AUGUCCCAAAUGCAGUUCUGGCUAAAGUUCCCGUCUCUCUACAAGGAUUCCUCAUACCUCGACGAGCUCUCCAACAACAACUCCCUGUUCUCGUCCCCUGCGGAUUCCCUCUCGGACAUUGCAGAUCCCAAGGACUUCCUGCCUGCAGACAGCCUGAACCACGUGCCAACGCUGUGGGAUGUGAGCACGCCGCAGCAGAGCCAGGCAGAGCUGUUCUCACCCAGCAGGUCCUUCACUGGCUUGAACAGUUCCAAUGAGCAGGUGUCUGCUGUCCCCAACACCCCGCUCCUCAUAAGCUACCAGUCUCAGGCUCCUGCAGAGGAGGAGGAUGAAGGUGAGGAGGAAGAAACGGAAGAGCUGGGGCAAACGGAGACCUAUGCAGAAUAUGUACCUUCAAAGUCCAAGAUUGGGAAGCACCACCCCGACCUCGUGGUGGAGACGAGCACUCUGUCCAGCGUCCCCCCGCCCGACAUCACCUACAGCCUGUCCCUGCCGCGCUCCGUCGCUGACAAAGGGUCCCUCUCUGCACUACAGCUGGAAGCCAUCAUCUACGCCUGCCAGCAACAUGAAGUUUUAUUACCCAAUGGGCAGCGAGCUGGGUUCCUCAUUGGGGACGGUGCUGGCGUUGGAAAGGGCAGAACAGUUGCAGGCAUCAUCUUUGAAAAUUAUCUUAAAGGGAGGAAAAAAGCUCUGUGGUUCAGCGUCUCCAAUGAUCUCAAGUAUGAUGCUGAGCGAGACCUGAAGGACAUCGAAGCCUCCCACAUUCCUGUGCAUGCUUUGAAUAAGAUUAAAUAUGGUGACACAGCUACCUCAGAAGGAGUCCUCUUUGCCACUUACUCUGCGCUGAUUGGUGAGAGCCAGGCAGGCGGGCAGCAUAGGACACGCUUAAAACAGAUUUUGGACUGGUGCAGGGAAAACUUUGAUGGAGUUAUUGUGUUUGAUGAAUGCCACAAAGCCAAAAACGCCAGCUCUACUAAAAUGGGCAAAGCAGUGCUGGACCUUCAGAACAAGCUGCCUCAAGCAAGGGUUGUUUAUGCCAGUGCCACAGGUGCCUCUGAGCCAAAAAACAUGAUUUACAUGAGCCGCCUGGGGAUCUGGGGGGAGGGCACCCCUUUCAGAGCAUUUGAGGAGUUCCUGCAUGCAAUUGAGAAGAGGGGCGUCGGUGCGAUGGAGAUCGUGGCCAUGGAUAUGAAGGUCAGUGGGAUGUACAUUGCCAGGCAGCUCAGCUUCACUGGAGUGACCUUCAGAAUCGAGGAGAUCCCACUGGAUCAGCAGUACAAGAUUGUCUACGACAAGGCAGCGAAGCUGUGGGCAGAGGCCUUGGUGGUGUUCCAGCAGGCGGCCAACUGGAUCGGGCUGGAGUCCAGGAAGUCCCUGUGGGGCCAGUUCUGGUCAGCCCACCAGCGCUUCUUCAAGUACCUCUGCAUUGCUGCCAAGGUCCGGCGCCUGGUGGAGCUUGCCAAGGAGGAGCUGGCAAAGGAUAAGUGCAUUGUCAUCGGCCUGCAGUCCACCGGGGAGGCUCGCACCAGAGAAGUCCUGGACGAGAACGAUGGGCAUCUAAAUUGUUUUGUUUCUGCUGCAGAAGGCGUCUUUCUAUCACUAAUUCAGAAGCACUUUCCUUCAACCAAAAGAAAGAGAGAAAAAGGAACUGGCAUUAAAAGAAAAC
Molecule: messenger RNA, 1666 nt
Organism: Merops nubicus (carmine bee-eater)
Lineage: Eukaryota; Metazoa; Chordata; Aves; Coraciiformes; Meropidae
Product: protein strawberry notch homolog 2-like
Exons: 14
Biological process (GO): regulation of DNA-templated transcription
Cellular component (GO): nucleus
Molecular function (GO): histone binding; chromatin DNA binding
Source: RefSeq, a predicted model, not a curated record